AUGAAUCGACCAAUUGAUCAUGUGGAGAAGGUGUUCAACACCAUCCUUGCUUUUAUUGUAGUUCCUGUUAAUUUGCUGGCAAUUGUUAUGCUUUCACGGGGAAAGUGCGGUGUGUCCUGUUGCACUACUCGCUACCUCGUGCUUAUGGCAGCUGCAGAUCAGAUGGUCAUGAUCGCUGAGGUCAUACUGAGGAAAUUUUCCUAUUAUUAUUUCCCACAGUCUUUCCUGGACAUCACUCCUGUGUGUCGUGUUAUUGGGGCCAUGUCUCGUUUUGCCAUUGACUGCUCUGUUUGGUUCACUGUCACUUUCUCCUUUGACCGAUUUGUGACCAUUUGUUGUCAGAAGCUGAAAACAAAAUAUUGUACAGAGAAAACUGCAACUGUGAUACUAGCAACAACCUGCACCCUGUUCUGUUUGAAAAACAUCCCCUUCUAUUUUCAAUAUGAGCCUCUGAGGAUAAUCAACAAUGUGCCAUUCCACUGUAAAACAAAGUCAAGCUACUUUACUGAGACUUGGUGGGUGGCAUUAGAUUGGCUUGAUACGGCUUUGACACCUUUACUGCCAUUCGCUUUAAUUCUGUGGCUCAAUGCGGUGACAGUCAGACACAUUUUAGUGACCAGUCGAGUCCGAAAGAAGCUGAAGGGUGAGAGCAAAGAAGAAAAUCGCAGAGACCCAGACAUGGAGAGCAGAAGGAAAUCUGUGAUUUUGCUACUCGCCAUAUCGGGGAUCUUCAUCCUCCUGUGGUUAAUGUAUAACGUAAAUUUCUUAUAUUAUGUCAUUCAAGGAGUCAAUCCUGCCAAUUACCCAUCUUUUCUUUAUGACUUUGAUAAAGUUGGUAUCAUGUUGCGGAACCUAAGUUGUUGCACAAACACAUUUAUUUCUACGGCAUCAUUGUCAAGGUUCAGAGCAAAGAUCAGGAAUGCAGUAAAAUACCUGGUUACACUAAUUCCUUGCAUUAUGAGCAAAUAA
Rhincodon typus (whale shark) is the source of this 969-nucleotide messenger RNA. RefSeq names its product probable G-protein coupled receptor 139. The record is from RefSeq and is a predicted model, not a curated record. Gene Ontology annotation, biological process: G protein-coupled receptor signaling pathway. The coding region runs from base 1 to 969 and encodes 322 amino acids. Gene Ontology annotation, cellular component: membrane. Lineage: Eukaryota; Metazoa; Chordata; Chondrichthyes; Orectolobiformes; Rhincodontidae. Gene Ontology annotation, molecular function: G protein-coupled receptor activity. The transcript is spliced from 2 exons.